Messenger RNA from Drosophila obscura, 2626 nucleotides. It is a transcript of the gene VAChT, whose product is annotated as vesicular acetylcholine transporter. The record is from RefSeq and is a predicted model, not a curated record. Gene Ontology annotation, cellular component: terminal bouton; AP-2 adaptor complex; AP-1 adaptor complex. Gene Ontology annotation, biological process: transmembrane transport; xenobiotic transport; chemical synaptic transmission. Gene Ontology annotation, molecular function: acetylcholine transmembrane transporter activity; xenobiotic transmembrane transporter activity. NCBI's taxonomy places the organism in Eukaryota, Metazoa, Arthropoda, Insecta, Diptera, Drosophilidae.
CAACAACAACUAUAAACCACCUCAAAGCAAAAGCACAAGCAAAAGCAAAGGCAAAAAGUGAGAGGGCAAAGGCAAUUAGCGCAACGGAAACGGAAGCAGCCAUAUUUGUAGCCAGUGCUAAGCAAUUUCCGGCUGUGACCAUGAAUUUGACAGGCCACGAGCACCAAUAAAGCAGUGCAAAGCGAGCAGUGCAAAGCGAGCAGUGCAAGCAAGCAGCGUGAAAGUGCAGCAGAGAGAGAGAGACGGCAACUUUGAGUACAAAACGGCAAACAGGAAACAGCGAAACAGGAAACAGGAAGGAGACACAGAGAAGAACAACCCAUAAUACACCCUCAGAGAUUAAGUAAGAGCUAGCAAUAUGGCCUCCUCAUUCCAAAUACCUGUUAUCAAUCUGGAGCUGCGCGAGGUGAAGGAGAUCGUGUGGGAGAAGAUCCAGGAGCCGGUGAACCAGCGUCGCCUCAUUCUGGUCAUCGUGUCCAUAGCCCUGCUGCUGGACAACAUGCUGUACAUGGUGAUAGUGCCCAUCAUACCCGACUAUCUGCGCGAGAUCAGCAACUUCGACGAGGGCCCCACGCCACCCCCGCUGCGGGACAAUGUGACCGGCCUGAUUAUACCCGUGCAUCACGACCACCAUGGCCAGGACUCGGCCACGGGCAUACUGUUCGCCUCCAAGGCCAUCGUCCAGCUGAUGGUGAACCCGUUCUCGGGCGGGCUGAUCGAUAAGAUCGGCUACGACCUGCCCAUGAUGAUUGGCCUCACCAUCAUGUUCUUCUCGACGGCCGUCUUCGCCUGCGGCAGAAGCUACAGCGUGCUGUUCUUCGCACGCUCGCUGCAGGGCGCCGGCUCGGCCUUUGCGGACACAGCGGGCUUGGCCAUGAUCGCCGAUCGCUUUACCGAAGAGAAUGAGAGAUCGCAGGCGCUGGGCAUUGCGCUGGCGUUCAUUAGCUUUGGCUGUCUGGUGGCGCCACCCUUUGGCGGGGCACUGUACCAGUUUGCCGGCAAGGAGGUGCCUUUCCUGAUUUUGGCCUUCGUCUGCGCACUCGACGGCCUGAUGCUGCUGCUGGUGAUGAAGCCCCUGAAGGAGCAGAUCAGACAGAGCAAGGAGGUGCAGGACCAGGUCAUACCCAUCUGGCGCCUCCUCAUGGAUCCGUACAUUGCUGUGUGUGCCGGAGCACUCACCAUGUCGAAUGUGGCACUCGCCUUCCUGGAGCCGACCAUUUCGCUGUGGAUGGAGGACAACAUGACCACGGAGAACUGGAAGAUCGGCAUGGUCUGGCUGCCGGCCUUCUUUCCGCACGUGCUGGGCGUGAUAAUCACGGUGAAGAUGGCCCGCAAGUAUCCGCAACACCAGUGGCUGAUGGCUGCCGGCGGCCUGGCACUCGAGGGCUUAUCCUGCUUCAUCAUACCCUUCUGCACCGGCUACAAGAUGCUGAUGCUGCCCAUCUGCGUCAUCUGCUUCGGCAUCGCGCUCAUCGACACUGCCCUGCUGCCGAUGCUCGGCUACCUGGUGGACGUGCGCUACGUGUCCGUCUACGGCAGCAUCUACGCCAUCGCGGACAUCUCAUACUCGAUCGCCUACGCCGUUGGCCCGAUCAUCGCCGGCGGCGUCGUGGAGGCCAUUGGAUUCACUGCCCUCAACUUCAUGAUCGCCUUCUCCAACCUGGCCUAUGUGCCCGUGCUGCGCAAGCUGCGCAACAUCUACGACUUCAAGCCGUUCGAGAACGAGGCCAACAUCCUGAUGCAGGAUCCGCCCAACAAGGAGUAUCAGACCUACGUCAUGCACGACCAGAAGCCGGUCGAGGGCGAGGUCAAGAAUCAUCUGGAGUACGGCCAGCAGUAUCAGCAGGAGCAGGAGACCAAUCUCGACGAUCAGCAGUACGAGUACCAGCAGCAGCAGCAGCAAAACCAGCAGGGAUACCAGCAGACGGGUGGCUAUCAGCAGGAUCAGGGCUACCAGCCCGGUUAUCAGGAGCAGGGCGGCAGCUACGCCCAGCAGGGACAGCAGCCUCGAGUGGCCAAUCCCUUCCAGCAGCAACAGCAGCAGCAGCAGUCGCAGAGCAGAGGUCCAGGCGCACCGGCGAAUCCCUUCAGACAAGGAUUUUAAACUGUUGUCUGAGACAAAGCCUAGAUCUAUAGUACGUUAAUUCAUGUUCAUUUGUACAGCUCUGUGGGCAGUGCUUGCACACAGUUCUCGUUGGUUAUUUGGUUUGUUUAUUUGUUGAACCCACUACGUAUAUAAUUCUACACAGACACAGACAUACCUACAUAAUAUAUACAUAUAGAGGCAAGUGGUACGUACACUAUAACAAGCAUUGACAUGCAGAUAGUUAAUACAGCAGCUAGUUAAUGCCAUGCACCGCCGCACCAACGUUUUGUAUUAUACACGAAGUUGAAUCAACUACAUACACAUACAUCUGCGUAUAUUGUAUGUAGGUGGUAGCAGCAGCUAUAUAGAGCGGCCCGAUCGGGACGCCUAUGCCCUAUACUCAGUACUCAAGCAGCCGUUUUCGUGUCUAUCAGUCAGUGAAGCUAGAGAAACCAAAGUCAGUCAUAGUUAGGUAUAAUGAUAGAAGGGAUCAUCCCCAUAUAUCAAAUAUAUAUAUCAGAUAUUAUAUACACACAUACA